GAGGGGCCGGGCUGGGGCGCCGCAGUUCGGCCCGAGGGUCGGGAGCUGAAACCCAACACCUCCUCGGAAAGGAUCGUCCCCCUUUCUCCGCCGCUUCCCCUUCCCCCUUCCUCCUCUCCUCUUAAUCCCCUGGACUGACCCCUCGCGAGAGGAGUGGGCCGGAGCUGGGAGGGGAGAGAGCCUGCCGAGGAGGGCCGGAGCCCGGCCAAGGGAGGGAAGGGGCGCGGCACGCGAGGGGCGAGCGGGGGCCACGCGCGACCCAGACCUUUCCUAGCCCUCAGUGUCCCCGCCUCGACCCCAGACGGGCCCACGGGACCGCUCCUCCCCCCCUCUGCUCCCUUAGCUCUGUGGCCUUUUUCUUCGUUCCCCUAAGACACCUGGAGCUCCCCUAAGCUUCGGGGCGCGCCAAGGGCCCGGUCCAGGGUGUGCGAGCGGGGCCCGGGGCCCGCGGGGCGCCUGGGGCACAGGGUGGAGCGCCCCCUUGGGCGCUGGGACUGAGAGGUGCCUGGCGGCCACCUCGAAGGCCCGGCAGUGCCGAGAACGAGUGUGGCGGGGAGAGCCGGCCUCGGCGAGGGCCUGGGCACAGAGCCCAGCUCCACCGCCACGCGCUCUUAGGCCUUUGGUGCUGACUUGAGGGAGCUGGGAGACACGCAGCCCAGCUCUCGCUCCUCCUCCUUCCCCGCGGGUCCCGCCGCAGUGCCCCCGCAGCCACGACCACAGCCCUGGGAGCACCGCUCUGCGUAGAUGGGGGAGGGUUGGUCCCUGGAGUUGCUCAUCCAGCCCAACCACUCCGGCUGCUUCUCCCAACCCUCGGGGCUAGCCUGAGCUGCCUGGAGAGGUGUCGAAAACAGCCACAGUUCCUGCUUCUUCUCCCGGGACGUGAGCUUUGGGCUCAUGCGUGUCCAGGAGGCCCCUCCAGCCUAAAGCAGCAGUUGUGGGGGCCUAGUGGACCCUGGGGACAGUUUAGAGCGCGCCCCUUGGAUGAGGUCCCGCAGCGACGCCCAAGCCCGCCUCACUCCUCCUGCCUGGCCAAGCUGCCUCCCAUUUGGAAAGUUUUGUGGGUUUUCUUUCUCCUCCUCCAACUUUGGGGGAGGCAUCUCCUCAAGCGCCACGGCUUGGGGUGACCUUCUGGCUUGGAGGCCGGGAACCAUGGUGUGGGGCAGCCGUCGCUGAAGUCAGCGAAAACUGAGCCUGGCCUGAAGCAGGCGACGCUCGCUGGAGGCCAGAGCCAUGGCCAUUGCCACGUCGGCCCAGCUUGCCCGGGCACUGUACGACAACACUGCCGAGUCCCCCCAGGAGCUGUCUUUCCGCCGAGGGGAUGUUCUGCGGGUCCUGCAGAGGGAGGGCGCUGGCGGACUAGAUGGCUGGUGCCUUUGCUCCCUGCAUGGCCAGCAGGGCAUUGUGCCCGCCAACAGAGUGAAGCUUCUUCCUGCUGGGCCAGCACCCAAGCCAGGCCUCUCCCCAGCACCUCCCGCUCAACCCAGCUCAUCGGGUCCCACCCCAGAGCAUGGCAAUGAGGAACAGGAGGUGUAUGUGGUACCACCACCAGCUCGACCCUGCCCUGCCUCAGGGCCUCCCACUAGAUCCUGCUCACCCUCUCCUGACUCCAUCUACAAGGUCCCCAGAGUCAAUGGCACACAGCUGACUGCCUCCAGAGAUGCGUCAGAGGUCUACGAUGUGCCUCCCAACAUCCUCCGGGCUCCCUCCAGCUGUCCCUAUGACUCCCCGGCUUCCUUCUCCUGUCCUCUGGCCCCGGUUGUCCCACAGCCCCCUGGAGAGGAUGAAGCUCCCUACGACGUGCCUCUGGCCUUGAAGCCACCUGCAGAGAUGGAGCCAGAUCUGGAGUGGGAAGGGGGCCGGGAACCAGGGCCUCCCCUCUAUGCUGCCCCUUCCAACCUGAAACGGGCCUCGGCUCUGCUCAACUUGUACGAGGCACCUGAGGAACUACUGGCAAACGGCGAACACAGGGACGCGGACGAAGGCAUCUAUGAUGUGCCUCUGCUGGGGCCAGAGUCCCCAUCUCCGGAGCCCCCAGGGGCUUCUGGCUCCACCGACCUGGACACUGUGGCCCAGCUUCUGACCAGAAGCCCUCCACCCCAACACAGGCCCAGGCUGCCCUCCACGGAGAGCCUGUCUCGGCGCCCUCUGCCUGCCCUGCCUGUCUCCGAGGCUCCUACUCCUUCUCCGGCUCCUUCACCUGCCCCAGGCCGGAAGGGCAGUAUCCAGGACAGGCCUCUGCCCCCUCCCCCACCCUGCCUGCCUGGUUAUGGGGGCCUCAGACCAGAGGGAGAUCCAGAGUGCAGGGAGGUAGACGGUGAUUCGUCAGACCCUCACAAUGAGUAUGAAGGCAUCCCGAUGGCUGAGGAGUAUGACUACGUGCACCUGAAGGGUGUGGAUAAAGUUCAGGGUUCUAGACUCCUGGAUAAAGCUCUCCCGGCAGAUCCUGAGAGGGGCCUGGUAGAACAGAAGGAAGUCCCGUCCCCAGAGGAGCCGCUGGUCCUGUCCACUGGAGACCUACAACUUCUGCACUUCUACGCAGGGCAAUGCCAGAGCCACUACUCGGCCCUGCAGGCUGCUGUGGCAGCCCUCAUGGCCAGUACCCAGGCCAACCAGCCGCCAUGUCUCUUUGUGCCCCACGGCAAGCGAGUGGUGGUGGCCGCUCACCGCCUGGUAUUUGUCGGGGACACCCUAGGCCGCCUGGCAACCUCUGCACCUCUCCGGGCACAGGUGGGGGCUGCAGGCACCAUGCUGGGCCAGACUCUGCGGGCCACUGUGCUUGCCGUCAAGGGGGCUGCCUUAGGAUACCCAUCUGACACUGCGGUCCAAGAGAUGGCCCGGUGUGUGGCAGAGCUCGCAGGGCAGGCCCUACGCUUUACCACCCUGCUCACUGGCCUGCUCCCCUGAGGGCCUGUUCAUAAGCCUUACCCUUAAUGCCUGCCAGAGCUCUACUCUGUGCUGAAGGUGGCUGAGGGCUGGGCUGGAGGGAAAGAGGAUUCUUCCCCCUUUUCAUCUGUCUUGGUCAUCUUAGCGACUCACUAAGGCAUCUCCUCCCCUCCACCUACUGCUUUUUGUAUGAGCCAUUUUGUAUAAAUUAUUUAUAUUUAA
This is a messenger RNA of Psammomys obesus (fat sand rat), 3105 nucleotides long. It is a transcript of the gene Efs, whose product is annotated as embryonal Fyn-associated substrate. Gene Ontology annotation, cellular component: focal adhesion; plasma membrane; cytoplasm. The record is from RefSeq and is a predicted model, not a curated record. The transcript has 6 exons. Gene Ontology annotation, molecular function: protein binding. Gene Ontology annotation, biological process: cell migration; cell surface receptor protein tyrosine kinase signaling pathway. The coding region runs from base 1231 to 2904 and encodes 557 amino acids. Lineage: Eukaryota; Metazoa; Chordata; Mammalia; Rodentia; Muridae.